AUGUUUCUUUCUUUCUUUCAUCUUUCUUUCUUGCUUUCUUUCCUUCUGUCCUUCUUUCUUUGCUUCAUCUUUCUUUAUUUCUUUCCUUCUCUCUUUCCUUCUUUCUUUUCUUCAUCUUUCUUUCUUUCUUUCCUUCAUCUUUCUUUCAUUCAUCUUUCUUUCUUUUAUUUUUUCUUUCCAUCUUCUUUCUUCUUUCCUUCUUUCUUUCCUUCAUCUUUCCUUCAUCUUUCUUUCUUUCUUUCUUUUCUUCAUCUUUUUUCUUUCUUUCUUUCCUUCUUUCUUUCCUUCAUCUUUCUUUCUUUCCUUCAUAUUUCCUUCAUCUUUCUUUCUUUCUUUCUUUUCUUCAUCUUUUUUUCUUUCUUUCCUUCUUUCUUUCCUUCAUCUUUCUUUCUUUCCUUCAUAUUUCCUUCUUUCUUUCUUUCAUCUUUCUUUUCUUCUUUCUUUCCUUCUGUCCUUCUUUCUUUCCUUCAUCUUUCUUUCUUUCCAUCAUCUUUCUUUCUUUCCUUUUUCUUUCCUUCUGUCCUUCUUUUCUUCUUUCCAUCCUUCUUCCCUUCCUGCUUUCUAUCUUUCUUUCUUUCUUUCUUUCUUUCUUUCUUUCUUUCUUUCUUUCUUUCUUUCCUUCCUUCUUUCCUCCUUUCAUUGAAGCCAAUUAGUGUCUUUUUCCUUCUUUCCACGUGUUAUCGUCCAUUAUUUAUCUGUUAG
Messenger RNA from Acanthosepion pharaonis, 702 nucleotides. Lineage: Eukaryota; Metazoa; Mollusca; Cephalopoda; Sepiida; Sepiidae. The record is from the annotation of a GenBank genome assembly.